This is a messenger RNA of Toxotes jaculatrix (banded archerfish), 2238 nucleotides long. Its product is annotated as zinc finger protein. Lineage: Eukaryota; Metazoa; Chordata; Actinopteri; Toxotidae. The record is from RefSeq and is a predicted model, not a curated record. The coding region runs from base 432 to 1190 and encodes 252 amino acids. The transcript has 7 exons. Gene Ontology annotation, molecular function: nucleic acid binding; zinc ion binding.
GCUUACUUUAUUGUUUUUUUCUCUCAGCGGUGCCUUUCUUUUUUUUUUUCUUUUUUCUUUUUUUUUUUCCUUCAUUUUGGUCGGAGUAGUAGUGGAUGAUAUCAACAGAGCUCCGGUUCCUUCUUACCUCCGCGAUACUACGGACCAGAGAGGAGUCGCCAGAGGACACGCGCAUCACGACCGAGAGCAGCGGGAGCCGGUUAUUGGAUUUAAAAACAAGAAAACGAGAAAUAAACAAACAACUGAAUAUACAUCUACACAGAUCUGUGUUGAACAGCCGCGCUGCCGCGGACGCGCCCGCCCGACAAGACUCCCGUUAAGUUUUUUUGACGGAUUUUAAGGCACAGGUGCGUUAGAGGAUUGAAGACAGGCAGUUGGCGGAUGGUUGUCGGUUUUGUGGAGAGGUGUCACUGCCUCUGCGCAAGUCUCAGAUGAAGAUGAAGUCUGCGGGUGUCGUGGACGGAGGCUUGUUCACAGAGAGCUACUGUAACAUCUGCAAUGCCCAGCUCAUCUCCGAGUCCCAGCGCACCGCUCACUAUGAGAGCAAGAAACAUGCCAACAAGGUACGUCUGUUCUACAUGCUUCACCCUGAAGACGGAGGACCGCCUUCCAAGAGACUGAGGCCAGAUAACCCAGACUGUGCAGAGACAGAAGUGGACAGGAACAAGUGCUGUACCUUGUGUAACAUGUUCUUCACCUCCGCCAUUGUGGCCCAGUCCCACUACCAGGGAAAAACACAUGCCAAGAGAGUCCGUCUGGUGCUGGGGGAGCCGCCCAACCUACCCACAGCCAUGACCAGCCCUACAAACACAGAUUCCUCGCCAUCCACUCCAGUGCCCACAGAACCGGCAGCGUGCCCCCCUCCUCCGCCUGCCCUGACCUGGCCCAUGGCGGUGGUUGGCGGAAACGGCGGAAGAGAGGCCGGGAAGUACUGUUGCCUGUGCGGAGCCUGGUUCAACAACCCGCUGAUGGCCCAGCAGCACUACGAGGGCAAGAAGCACCGCAGGAAUGCAGCCAGGGCACGCCUCCUGGAGCAGCUAGCAGGCAGUCUGGAUGCCACGGAGAGCACAGGGUUGCGCAGUAGUUACUCCUGCAGUGUCUGCAGUGUGGUCCUCAACUCCAUUGAGCAGUACCAUGCACAUCUCCAGGGCUCCAAGCACCAGAACAACCUGAAGCAACACCAGCAGUAAGCUGCCGAGACAGGCCACUCUGGAAAGAAGAAGAGAUGAAGACAGAGAUUAUUGGAAUAAACAACUUCAGAGAAAAGGACUUGGGUCUGAACCCGAAGAGUAGGAGAAAGUACUGCAGUGUAACUUCAGUGUGUGUGUGUGUGUGUGUGUGUGUGUAUAUGAGUGUCAUGGGCAUCCGUGCCCACAUCUGCAGUGUGCACAUGUGGGUCAUUGUGAGUGUGUUUGUUUCUAUCUUUGAUCUAAAAAUAUAUCUCUGAGAUUUAUUCAGCACCUAAGUGUUUGAUAUGAGUUCUCGACACCAACAGCCGUCAGACGAGCUGCGGCUGCAUAUUGCCAUAUAACUCCGGUGUGAACCACAAUCCUAACAUUGAACUGAUGUCAGCACGUUGCCCAGAGUGGUAAUAACCAUUACAAUGAUCGUCAUAGAGCAGCAGUAAUAAUAACUCUGUAACUAGCCGUCCCCCAAGUGCUCUGACAGUGAUCCAGGUCUACGCGCAUUUCAUAUAUUGUGACGCUGACGGUGGCACGUGCAUGGUUCACUUUCAGACCACUUGACACCUACUCAGGCCCAGAUGUUUAAAUCCAAGGACAAGAAAACCCCCAAAGACCUCAGUCAUUACAGACUGCAUGAAUUUCCAUAACUUUCAAAAAGUAUUUUUGGUUUUAAAUCUCAUGUUGUCUAUAAAUGUAGUGUCACUUUUCAUUUUCAAAUGGUGGGUGUGUCACUUUGAAAUCCAUCUCUUCAUAUUCCAAAUGAUCAGAACCUGGAGAUGUGGCACGGUUACAGUACAGAAGAGCAGCACAAAGACUUUUAGACUCCGGCCAUGAAGUGAGGGUCUGUGCAACUUUGUGAAUCAUACACCGCUGAAAACAUUCCCACAGCACUGAAUACUGAUGUCAGAUGCAGCUCGGAGGUGAUAAAAAAUUCUCUUCUCUGUUGAGAUGGGCGACAUGUAGAUAAUAUUUUUUUAUUUUUCUGUUGCGAUGGCCAGAGAAAAAAAAAACAAAAAAAAACACAAAAACACAAAAAAACCAACUUCCCUCACAA